Molecule: messenger RNA, 1932 nt
Organism: Oppia nitens
Lineage: Eukaryota; Metazoa; Arthropoda; Arachnida; Sarcoptiformes; Oppiidae
Exons: 5
Coding region: 1-1932 (643 amino acids)
Source: RefSeq, a predicted model, not a curated record
AUGCAAAAAUUUUUAGUGUUUGUGUCAAUAGUCAUUACAUAUAGUGAAAGUGCCGCAUAUUCUGGAAGUAGUGGCAGUAGUGGUGGUUAUGGAAGCGUUAGUAGUUUUGGUGCUACAAAAGGAGACAGCGGAGGAAGUUUUGGUGGCGGCUAUGGUGGAGGAGGAGGAGGAGGAGGAGGAAGUUCUCAAGGAUUCGGCAAUACUGGUCCUAUAGAAGCAGCCAUUGAAACCCACCGAACCGUUGAAAUAAGACCGGUUCAGAUCCCAUCAGAGCCGGCACAGCCUCAGGUCAUAGAAGUUCCGUCAGAAGAUCUCCCGGUGACCGUUCAUUUCAAGUCACAAUCGAGUCGUGUGUUUGUACAACAAACACAUAUUCCAGGUGUUCCCGGAGAGACUGAACACACGCAAAGUGAAGACGAACCACACCGAGUGGUCCACGAAGUGGUUAAACCAGUCAUCCAAGAAGUACGAGAAAUCAUUCAACCCUACAGACGAUUAGUACAACAAAUUCAACCCGUCAUCGAACAAACACAUACCAUAAUAGCCAAAGGAGAACCACGACAACAAUCAGGCAGUAAUGGUGUUGUAGGUCCAGGAGUGGCACAAAUAUCAUCACAAGGUUCAGGUACUGGUGCUGGAUAUUCAUCAUUUGGUGGUUCAUCAUCUUAUGGCAGUACAACAUCAGGUACAGGCGGUUCCAUUUAUUCAUCCCGUUCCGCAUCUUUAUUAUCGCCAUCCAGUGGUACAACAAAAGACAGAACUGUUUCUGUAGAUUCAACGGGUGCUUCCAAUUCUCGCAUUAAAUUUAUUGAUUCUUCAUCCCUGUCCAGUGAUACAACAGGUACUACAAGUGUUAGAAGAUCGGCAAUUGUUUUGAUAGCGUGUCUAUCAUUAAGUGAAUGCUUCGGAAAUGGAUUUUUCAGAAAUCGAAAAUCUAACAGAAGAAUGGGUUACGGAUACGAACCGAUGAGUUCAUAUGAAUCCAUGGGUUAUGAUUCAUAUGAACCUUAUAAGUCAUACGGAGAAGAGUUGGGACACGAUUUGCUAUCGGAAUAUACAUCUGAUUACGGAAUCGAGUCAUACGGCGGCGGUUAUGAUAGCUAUUCACCAAAAGGUAUGAAAUAUAUGUCGCCACCAAAGUAUUCAGAUUAUGGUAACGGAAAAGGAGGCGGAGGUUAUGGCAGCUCUAAACCACCCAUUUAUAUGAAAAAAUCAUACGAAAUGGCACCGUUAUAUGGAAAGGGAUACGGAAAACAAUAUGAUGUCAAAGUACCCACUGGUGACUCACCCGUCAAAGUAAUGUUCCUCACACAACACACACCCGUUCAUAUCCAACAAAAACAUAAGAGAGGACAACCCGAAUACAAAAAGUCAACGACUCAUGAAAAUCCAUCAGUAGUUGUUCACGAAGUGAUUAAACCUGUGAUCCAAGAAAUUCGCGAAAUUAUAGUUCCGUACAGAAAAGUCAUCCAAAAGAUAGAGCCCGUCAAAGAAGAGGUCAAGACUAUUGUUGCCAAAAAAGAUGGAAAAGAAGGAUAUGAUAGGGACGAGGAUGACGAUGAAGACGACAAAUAUAAAAAGUGGAUUAAAAAAGAUGACGACAACGAGGAAUAUAAAAAAUAUAGAAAAUACCAAAAAGAUGACGAACAAGAAGAUAAAUACAAGAAGUAUCAGAGAGAUGACGACGACAGCGAUAAGUAUAAGAAAUAUAUGUCGAAAUACAAAGACGACGACAAGUCUGACCGCUCAGGAUAUUCAUAUCAAUAUUAUGAACAAAUGAAAACCGAUAACUCAAACAAUAAUCAACAAUCAUCAGGAAUUGGUGUCCUCUCAUCACUGGCCGGUUUCACCGGAAACAGUCCAACAAAUAAUGGACUGACUUUAGCAGCCAUUUAUGGCAGUGAACAACAAAAUGAAAAGAAGUCAUCUUAA